AGUUCAACCAAGGUUACGUAGAUAACAGGUCGUUGUGUUGGGAAAAUAUUUCAGUGAAAGUUACAAUAUUCACCGGAGUUAUCAUUAAAAUCUAAGCAGAAUGUAUUAAGUUUAAUUUUCAAAAGCGGUACACGAUGUCUGAGGAUGGAACAAAUAUUUCAUCUGGAAGUAUUCUUGAACAAAAUUGUCGGGAAAACUGGCCAAGGUGGACUUGUUUGUUCGCAAAUAUUUGUGGAUUAUGUAGCACAGCUCUCUGGUUUAUCGUACUUCUUCCGCAAGUAUGGAAGAACUUCCACAGAAAAUCAGUGAAAGGACUGAGUGUAUUGUGGGCAACAGCGAAUUUUACGGCAUCUCUCAUUAAUUUGUUUUUCGUGUUUAUUUAUGUAUCUAUACCAUUAUACGGACAAAUAAGCUCCAUUUACUGCCCUAUAUUAGAGUUCACACUGCUGAUUCAGUUUUGGAUUUAUGGAAGAUACAAGAAAGUUGAGAAGAUAGUGUAUGCUACAGCCUGUUUCAUUCUAUGGGGGAUCAUAAUAGGUGUUGAGCUGAUUUUCACGCUAGAAAACUUUGUUGAAUAUGCCGCCAUCUUCCUAUGGUGCAUUGAAACAUUUCCACAAAUCAUACUUAACAUGCGACUUGAGUCGACCAGCGGACAGUCGACGGGUUCGGUGCUCAUAGCUAUGAUUGGCAAGACGACCGACUUCAUAUCCAACAACAGUCUCGUGAUGCCCCUCCAGUACGUUAUUAUGGUCUAUUUCUCCAGUAGUGUGGCCUAUAUAAACGGUCUUCAGGUCGCGUGGUACUAUGGUAACGAUGACUUCCGGCAAGGUGAAGGUCACGAUCAGUUCUGGAACCCGGAAAAUUCCGGUCACGGGGAACAUAAUUAUAAUUUUCACCAGUCUGUGGAGUCAGUAGAAGGUGGACAUAACAAAUGGAACAACAGUUCUAUAAAAACGGGAUCUACAUCAGAAACGGCAAAUAAGCAGUCUAGCUACUCGGCCUUAGAACAGCCAAAUAAACAAACAGCCGUUGUGUUUACCAUUCGAUGGCUAUGUAUUUUGACGCUCAGUGUACUUCUUACAGGAUGUGUUGCAGGUUUUGCUUGGAACAUAGAUUCCUAUUACGGAUUAUUUGCCCCUGUUUCGAUUGCGUGUGUUAUUGGUGCUGCAAAGUUAUAUUUUAGUUUCUGUACGACCUCAAAGUACACUCCACAAGUAAUUACAUGACAUAGAGUGGAUGACCUAUCAAAUACAAUGACUAAAAUGUUGAUAAAUAACCUAAUAACUUAACGUUAUUCUCUUCCUGGUUUAAGUUAACUUUAUCUUACAAACCUUGAGUAACAAAGACAUAUUUAUCAGCAUAUCAAAAGAUAUUUCACAAAAUUUAGAUAAGGAAGUGCAAAUACUAAAGUCCAGUUUCGACUGCGGUGUAUUUCGAUGAGUUUUGAUUAGUAAUGCGCUUUUUGCUGAAAUUUAGCCUACAUGUCAGUUAAUUUUCACAACUUAACUGAACGUUGUAUAAAUGACGCCCAACUUUUAAAACGACCUUCCAGCCAGGAAAUAAUUAUUACAUACUGUAAAAUCAUUAAUAUUCGUGGGGGACUAAUUUUCGUGGAUUUCGUGGUUGAGUCAAUCCACUAAAUUUAAUCCCAACGAACAAGUAAAAUCCCCAUUCACUUUAUGUUCAAAAGUUGUAAUCCACGAAUUCAUAUCCCGACGAAAUUGCCGUUUUAACCAAACCGCGAAAAUUCAUGCCCACGAAAUUAAAUGAUUUCACAGUAGUUCUGCAUUGUAAAACAACAUAGCACCAUUAUGGCAUUGCCAAUGUUCCAAAAUCUUACUUGACCACAGCCUUUUGAAGAUCAAGGUAUUGGCAAAGUUUCACAAUCGUUCCUGUCGUUUGCUCUAAAUUUUAGGUGAGGAAAUGAAAUCCUGAUUUAUUUCAGUUUUAGACAUAAUAUUAUAUUUGGAACAUUGGCAAUUCAUUAAUCUGCAAAAGACUUUGGUCAAGGACGAUUUUGGAACAUUGGCAAUUCAUUGAUCUGCAAGUAUUUGAAAUAAUUAUUCAACUUCUUAAUUACAUUUAAGGGAGAGUUGAGUUAUGAACAUGUUAGGUAAAUAUAGGUCUAGGAAAUAAAAAAAAGUUUGUAUCAAAUAUUCCCUUACAAUAUUUUUCGAACAUCUCUGCAUCAGUUAAAUAAAUGAAAAGUGAAGUUAUUUGCUAUUUAACGACAUGAUAGUUUUAAUUGAGGCUGUUCAUGACAGGAAAUAAAAUAUGCAAUACAUCAGACGCCCUCUAGCAUCGGCUUAGCGGAAUUUUGUAAUAGUGAAAAUAAAUGGACUCCAUGACCCCAAAGGUUAAAAAAAUAUAACUACCUUCAGUCCACGCAUAGCGGAUUUCUUUUGAAGUGAAAUUGAAUAGACGCAAUUAUCCCAACAGACCAGAUAAUAUAACAACUUAUGUUUCAUUCUAAGCAUAAAUCUAGUACUUGUGGCAAGAUAAAUAUGUUUGACGAAUAUAUUCGAAAUUGCAUGCAUGUUUAUGUAAGUUUUAUCUUUGUAUAUACUACGCCCUGCUAAUUUUUUUCUUUCUCUUAUCAAACCGGAGUGAGCAAGUCCACGUAUGAGCACAUUUUACGUAAAUGUAUAUUAAAUAUGCAUCUAUAUUUUGUGCAUGUGUACGGGGCUUAGAAACGAAAUUGCGAGACGCAGAUAAAAGAUCAUCAGGAGUUAUUUUUUUAAUGAGUAUAAAAUUUGAAAUUUCAAGUCAAAGUUUAGAAUAUUAAAACAUUUCUUUUCUUUUCCGUCAUAAUAUUGCAUUAGCUGUUAUUCUACUGCGGAUUUUGGCUAGGUCACAAAAUAGGCGUAAUAAAAAUGUUUUAGUCAGUAAUUUUGAGUAGGAAUCUCCCCUUAAUUUCUUGAAUACCUGAAUGAUUUGCUGAUCAGGUCAGAGAGAAAGCCACAUUUAAGCCGCACCAUGAGAAAACCAAAAUAGUGCAUUUGCGACCAGCAUGGGUCCAGACCAGCCUGUGCAUCCGCACAGUCUGGUCUGGAUCCAUGCUGUUCGCUAACGAUUUCUCUAAUUGUAAUAGGAUUUGAAAGCGAAUAGCAUGGAUGCGCAGGUUGGUCUGGAUCAUGUUGGUCGCAAAUGCACUAUGUUGGUUUUCACAUGGUGCGGCUCAUUUAUUGUAUUUCACUGACAUGAGACUUUCGGACCGUAGUCUAGAAGGUACGAUCGCUGACUCCGAAUCACUUGCGUUCACCGCCCGCUGUAGGGUUUAGCCUCACAAGGGCUUGAUUUAUUUGUGCGAUGAAUCCAUCUAGCUGUAUUUCAUAAGAAAGCGGAACCGGGCCUAGAAUAAUGCCAAGAGAGACCUCUAGGCUCAUCUUCCAUCAAUAAAGCUGCAAAGUCGCAAUAUGACCUAUGGCUGUCAAUUUGAGUUAAAACUUACAAAACUUUGAUGAAUGAAAACAAAAAUCUACAUUACUAUUCAUUUAUGCCAAUCAAUUUUGAUACAUCUCUGUAUCGCAAGUACAUUUUCAAUACAUCCAAAUAUGUCAAAUAUACAGACAAUGUAUUGGGGCCUAGGCAUACAUUACUUAUACUACACACUUAUUAAACGGCAGCGGUCGACCUUUAGUGGUUAUUAGCACGACGAAGCCUAUAUUUGUACGAGGGUGCAGCCUUAGUGCAAGUAUAGACUUAGGAGAGCUAAUAACCAAGUAGGGGCACGUUACAGUUAUUUAUAGUUAAAACAUCUUUUUUAUCCAAUGACAAGCGAAGGAUUUUCAAAAAAGUAACCAACUUAUUUUCAUAUUAUUUUAUAACUGAAAAGAUUGGUCCACUUAAUCAUGAAGUAGUACAAAAUUAAUGAGUAUUCAUUGUUCCGCCUACUAUGGAUUUCCCACAUUCAGGGAGGCGGAGCAACUACCAAAACAGGGACUGCAUAUACAUGAAAUAAUGUGUCUAUGUAAUGAACGGACCAAGUCUAAUAUCAAUUGUGUUGUUUUUUCUGCUGUACUUUCAUAGUUCAAGUUUUACCUUUCUGCACCUUUCACUCUUCGUAUUAUCUCCACGAUUUUAAUACAGCAUUGACCGGGAAGUGCA
Messenger RNA from Mercenaria mercenaria, 4107 nucleotides. RefSeq lists its product as uncharacterized. The coding region runs from base 135 to 1226 and encodes 363 amino acids. NCBI's taxonomy places the organism in Eukaryota, Metazoa, Mollusca, Bivalvia, Venerida, Veneridae. The transcript is spliced from 2 exons. The record is from RefSeq and is a predicted model, not a curated record.